This is a messenger RNA of Saimiri boliviensis boliviensis (Bolivian squirrel monkey), 2116 nucleotides long. The record is from RefSeq and is a predicted model, not a curated record. Lineage: Eukaryota; Metazoa; Chordata; Mammalia; Primates; Cebidae.
CGCGCGCACGCCCCUCCGGCUCUCAGGUCAGGCACCCGCUAGAAGCGGGCGCCGGCGCAGGCGCGCAGCGCAAAGGCGGCCGGGAGUAAGACGGAGCUGAAGGAGGAGCUUGAGGGAUGCGUGCUGGGAUGGGUGUGGCUGAUUUAGGAAGCCAGAGGAAAGGCACAGUUUUCACCGAAUUGGAAUCGCGGGAAAACAGAAGGGAGUUUGUUUGAAGGUCUCGCGAGAUCGAGUGAGUAAGGCGCGACAAGAGAGCUCUCGCGAUAGACUCAACAAGCAGCUACGAGGGGACGGGGGAGGUGGUGAGCACUCUCGCGAUAUUUGGAGGAGCAGCGACGACCAGAGGGAGGAGAGGACCGGAAGUCCUUCAUCUCAAGCGUCCAAUGCUGGAAGCGGCCGGACUUUCUCUACCGGAAGCCCUUUUCCAGAGGCUGGGAACCCGGCCCACCUGGCAGGAAGUCCCACCUUCUUGAGCUCCCCCACCCUUCCCGAAGUUUUUCUGUCAGCUGUGUUAGCCUCCGUCCCGUUUCCCAGGCUUAUUCCCUUACCAGAAAAGGAUACAUUUAGUGCCUCCUACCCAGCUCCACUAAACGGAUUGGAUACCUCAUUCUUUGAGUCGGGGUUCUUUCCCUGGCGUCCCCAUGUAGUUGGGAAGUGCGACCUGGGGGUGAUUGGACCCCUGGGAUCUUAAAGGAGGGGCAGGGAGGGCGCAGAACUCUGCUUCUGCUCAUUGCUACCAGGACGCGCGGCCUCCUCGGCCUCUCUCCUCCCGCUGCCAUGCACCCUGCAGCCUUCCCGCUUCCUGUGCUUGUGGCCGCUGUGCUGUGGGGAGCGGCUCCCAUCCGGGGGCUCAUUCGAGCGACCUCAGACCAUAAUGCCAGCAUGGACUUUGCAGACCUCCCAGCUCUAUUUGGGGCUACCUUGAGCCAGGAGGGACUCCAGGGGUUCCUUGUGGAGGCUCACCCAGACAAUGCCUGCAGCCCCAUUGCCCCACCACCCCCAGCCCCGGUCAAUGGGUCAGUCUUUAUUGCGCUGCUUCGAAGAUACGACUGCAACUUUGACCUCAAGGUCCUAAAUGCUCAGAAGGCUGGAUAUGGUGCCGCUGUAGUACACAAUGUGAAUUCCAAUGAACUUCUGAACAUGGUGUGGAAUAGUGAGGAAAUCCAGCAGCAGAUCUGGAUCCCAUCUGUAUUUAUUGGGGAGAGAAGCUCCGAGUACCUGCGUGCCCUCUUUGUCUACGAGAAGGGGGCUCGGGUGCUUCUGGUUCCAGACAAUACCUUCCCCUUGGGCUAUUAUCUCAUCCCUUUCACAGGGAUUGUGGGACUGCUGGUUUUGGCCAUGGGAGCAGUAAUGAUAGUUCGUUGUAUCCAGCACCGGAAACGGCUCCAGCGGAAUCGACUUACCAAAGAGCAACUGAAACAGAUUCCUACACAUGACUAUCAGAAAGGAGACCAGUAUGAUGUCUGUGCCAUAUGCCUGGAUGAAUAUGAGGAUGGGGACAAGCUGCGGAUACUCCCUUGUGCUCAUGGUGAGGCCCCCUCACUGUCUGCACAUGCCCCUAUGCCACUGGCAGCCUCUAGGCAUUUCACCUUGUUCCUCUCUGCAGCCUACCACAGCCGCUGUGUGGACCCCUGGCUCACUCAGACCCGGAAGACCUGCCCCAUCUGCAAGCAGCCUGUUCAUCGGGGUCCUGGGGAUGAAGAGCAAGAGGAAGAAACUCAGGGGCAAGAGGAGGGUGAUGAAGGGGAGCCAAGGGACCACCCUGCCUCAGAAAGGACCCCACUUUUGGGUUCCAGCCCCUCUCUUCCCACUUCCUUUGGUUCCCUAGCCCCAGCUCCCCUUGUUUUUCCUGGGCCUUCAACAGAUCCCCCACCCUCUCCUCCCUCUUCACCUGUUAUCCUGGUCUAGUAACCAUCCUCCCCACCACACACACCGGUGACCUAUUUGCACAGGCAUUUUCUUCCCUUGUCUUCUAAAUUGAGGGAUAGGGGACAUUUCCAUCCCAAGCUUCUCCCUUACCCAGACCUAUCCUUUUGAGGGGCCUUGGGGUGGGCUGGGACAAGCAAAGGGACUGAUCUUCACUUCUUGGGUUAAUAAAAUUGUUUUUGUGGACUAA